AUGGAGAAGCUGGAGAUUCUUCCUCAAGAGCCAGGGAUUCUGUCUCAUAAGCUGGGAAUUCUGCCUCAAGAUCUGGGGAUUCUGCCUCAAGAGCUGGGGAUUCUGCCUCAAGAGCUGGGGAUUCUGCCUCAAGAGCUGGGCAUUCUGCCUCAAGAGCUGGGGAUUCUGUCUCAAAAGCUGGGGAUUCUGCCUCAAGAGCUAGGGAUUCUGCUUCAAGAGCUAGGGAUUCUGCCUCAAGAGCUGGUGAUUCUGCUUCAAGAGCUGGGGAUUCUGCCUCAAGAGCUGGUGAUUCUUCCUCAAGAGCUAGUGAUUCUGCCUCAAGAGCUGGUGAUUCUGCCUCAAGAACUGGGAAUUCGGCCUCAAAAACUGGGGAUUCUGUUGAAGGCAAAUGAUUCUGAGUCAAGAGCUGGUGAUUCUGCUUCAAGAAUUGGGGAUUCUGCUUCAAGAGCUGGGGAUUCUGCCUCAAGAGCUGGGGAUUCUGCCUCAAGAGCUGGGGAUUCUGCCUCAAGAGCUGGGGAUUCUGCCUCAAGAGCUGGUGAUUCUGCCUCAAGAGCUGGUGAUUCUGCCUCAAGAACUGGGAAUUCUGCCUCAAGAACUAUGAAUUCUGCCUCAAGAGUUGGUGAUUCUGCCUCAAGAGCUGGUGAUUCUGCCUCAAGAGCUGGUGAUUCUGCCUCAAGAGCUGGUGAUUCUGCCUCAAGAGCUGGUGAUUCUGCCUCAAGAGCUGGGGAUUCUGCCUCAAGAGUUGGUGAUUCUACCUCAAGAGCUGGUGAUUCUGCCUCAAGAGCUGGUGAUUCUGCCUCAAGAGCUAGGGAUUCUGCCUCAAGAGCUGGGGAUUCUGUGUCAAGAGCUGGGGAUUCUGCCUCAAGAGCUGGGGAUUCUGCCUCAAGAGCUGGGGAUUCUGCCUCAAGAGCUGGUGAUUCUUCCUCAAGAGCUGGUGAUUCUGCCUCUAGAACUGGGAAUUCUGCCUCAAGAGCUGGGGAUUCUGCCUCAAGAGCUGGUGAUUCUGCCUCUAGAACUGGGAAUUCUGCCUCAAGAGCUGGUGAUUCUGCCUCUAGAACUGGGAAUUCUGCCUCAAGAGCUGGGGAUUCUGCCUCUAGAACUGGGAAUUCUGCCUCAAGAGCUGGUGAUUCUGCCUCUAGAACUGGGAAUUCUGCCUCAAGAGCUGGGGAUUCUGCCUCAAGAGCUGAGGAAUCUGCCUCAAGAGCUGAGGAUUCUGCCUCAAGAGCUGGGGAUUCUGCCUCAAGAGUUGGUGAUUCUGCCUCAAGAGCUGAGGAUUCAGCCUCAAGAGCUGAGGAUUCUGCCUCAAGAGCUGAGGAUUCUGCCUCAAGAGCUGAGGAUUCUGCCUCAAGAGCUGGGGAUUCUGCCUCAAGAGCUGGGGAUUCUGCCUCAAGAGUUGGUGAUUCUGCCUCAAGAGCUGAGGAUUCUGCCUCAAGAGCUGGAGAUUCUGCCUCAAGAGCUGGGGAUUCUGCCACAAGAGCUGGGGAUUCUGCCUCAAGAGCUGAGAAUUCUGCCUCAAAAGUUGGGGAUUCUGCCUCAAGAGCUGGGGAUUCUGCCUCAAGAGCUGGGGAUUCUGCCUCAAGAGCUGGGGAUUCUGCCUCAAGAGCUGGGGAUUCUGCCUCAAGAGCUGGGGAUUCUGCCUCAAGAGCUGGGGAUUCUGCCUCAAGAGCUGGGGAUUCUGCCUCAAGAGCUGGGGAUUUUGCCUCAAGAGCCGGAGAUUCUGCCUCAAGAGCUGGGGAUUCUGCCUCAAGAGCUAGGGAUUCUGCCUCAAGAGCUGGGGAUUCUGCCUCAAGAGCUGGGGAUUCUGCCUCAAGAACUGGAGAUUCUGCCUCAAGAGCUGGGGAUUCUGCCUCAAGAGCUGGGGAUUCUGCCUCAAGAGCUGGGGAUUCUGCCUCAAGAGCUGGGGAUUCUGCCUCAAGAGCUGGGGAUUCUGCCUCAAGAGCUGGGGAUUCUGCCUCAAGAGCUGGGGAUUCUGCCUCAAGAGCUGGGGAUUCUGCCUCAAGAGCUGGGGAUUCUGCCUCAAGAGCUGGGGAUUCAGCCUCAAGAGCUGGGGAUUCUGUCUCAAGAGCUGGGGAUUCUGUCUCAAGAGCUGGGGAUUCUGUCUCAAGAGCUGGGGAUUCUGUCUCAAGAGCUGAGAAUUCUGUUUCAAGAGCUGGGGAUUCUGCCUCAAGAGCUGGGGAUUCUGCCUCAAGAGCUGGGGAUUCUGCCUCAAGAGCUGGGGAUUCUGCCUCAAGAGCUGGGGAUUCUGCCUCAAGAGCUGGGGAUUCUGCCUCAAGAGCUGGGGAUUCUACCUCAAGAGCUGGGGAUUCUGCCUCAAGAGCUGGGGAUUCUGCCUCAAGAGAUGGGGAUUCUGCCUCAAGAGAUAGGGAUUCUGCCUCAAGAGCUGGGGAUUCUGCCUCAAGAGCUGGGGAUUCUGCCUCAAGAGCUGGGGAUUCUGCCUCAAGAGAUGGGGAUUCUGCCUCAAGAGCUGGGGAUUCUGCCUCAAGAGCUGGGGAUUCUGCCUCAAGAACUGAGGAUUCUGCCUCAAGAGCUGGGGAUUCUGCCUCAAGAGCUGGGGAUUCUGCCUCAAGAGCUGUGGAUUCUGCCUCAAGAGCUGUGGAUUCUGCCUCAAGAGCUGGGGAUUCUGCCUCAAGAGCUGGGGAUUCUGCCUCAAGAGUUGGUGAUUCUGCCUCAAGAGCUGGUGAUUCUGCCUCAAGAGUUGGUGAUUCUGCCUCAAGAGCUGGUGAUUCUGCCUCAAGAGAUGGGGAUUCUGCCUCAAGAGAUGGGGAUUCCGCCUCAAGAGAUGGGGAUUCUGCCUCAAGAGUUGGGAUUUCUGCCUCAAGAGAUGGGGAUUCUGCCUCAAGAGAUGGGGAUUCUGCCUCAAGAGAUGGGGAUUCUGCCUCAAGAGAUGGGGAUUCUGCCUCAAGAGAUGGGGAUUCUGCCUCAAGAGAUGGGGAUUCUGCCUCAAGAGAUGGGGAUUCCGCCUCAAGAGAUGGGGAUUCCGCCUCAAAAGAUGGAGAUUCUGCCUCAAGAGCUGGAGAUUCUGCCUCAAGAGGUGGGGAUUCUGCCUCAAGAGCUGGGGAUUCUGCCUCAAGAGCUGGGGAUUCUGCCUCAAGAGCUGGGGAUUCUGCCUCAAGAGCUGGGGAUUCUGCCUCAAGAGCUAGGGAUUCUGCCUCAAGAGCUGGGGAUUCUGCCUCAAGAGCUGGGGAUUCAGCCUCAAGAGCUGGGGAUUCAGCCUCAAGAGCUGGGGAUUCUACCUCAAGAGCUGGGGAUUCUGCCUCAAGAGCUGGGGAUUCAGCCUCAAGAGCUGGGGAUUCAGCCUCAAGAGCUGGGGAUUCUGCCUCAAGAGCUGGGGAUUCUGCCUCAAGAGAUGGGAAUUCUGCCUCAAGAGCUGGUGAUUCUGCCUCAAGAGCUGGUGAUUCUGCCUCAAGAGCUGGUGAUUCUGCCUCCAGAGCUGGGGAUUCUGCCUCCAGAGCUGGGGAUUCUCCCUCAAGAGCUGGGGAUUCAGCCUCAAGAGCUGGGGAUUCAGCCUCAAGAGCUGGGGAUUCUGCCGCAAGAGCUGGGGAUUCUGCCUCAAGAGCUGGGGAUUCUGCCUCAAGAGCUGGGGAUUCUGCCUCAAGAGCUGGGGAUUCUGCCUCAAGAGCUGGGGAUUCUGCCUCAAGAGCUGGGGAUUCUGCCUCAAGAGCUGGGGAUUCUGCCUCAAGAGCUGGGGAUUCUGCCUCAAGAGCUGGGGAUUCUGCCUCAAGAGCUGGAGAUUCUGUGUCAAGAGUUGGGGAUUCUGCCUCAAGAGCUGGGGAUUCUGCCUCAAGAGCUGGGGAUUCUGCCUCAAUAGCUGGUGAUUCUGCCUCAAGAGAUGGGGAUUCUGCCUCAAGAGCUGGGGAUUCUGCCUCAAGAGCUGGGGAUUCUGCCUCAAGAGCUGGGGAUUCUGCCUCAAGAGCUGGGGAUUCAGCCUCAAGAGCUGGGGAUUCAGCCUCAAGAGCUGGGGAUUCAGCCUCAAGAGCUGGGGAUUCAGCCUCAAGAGCUGGGGAUUCAGCCUCAAGAGCUGGGGAUUCAGCCUCAAGAGCUGGGGAUUCUGCCUCAAGAGCUGGGGAUUCUGCCUCAAAAGCUGGGGAUUCUGCCUCAAAAGCUGGGGAUUCAGCCUCAAGAGCUGGAGAUUCUGCCUCAAGAGCUGGGGAUUCUGCCUCAAAAGCUGGAGAUUCUGUCUCAAAAGCUGGAGAUUCUGCCUCAAGGGCUGGGGAUUCUGCCUCAAGAGCUGGGGAUUCUGUCUCAAGAAUUUGGGUUUCUAUUUUAAGGGCUGUGGACUCUGUCUCAUGAAUUUGGGAUUCUAGCUGAAAGGCUGUGGACUGUGUUUCAAGACUUUGGGGUUCUGCCUCAAGGUGUGUGGACUCUGUCUCAUGAAUUUGGGAUUCUACUUCAAGGGCAGGGGAUUCUGUCUGAAGAAGUUGGUACUCAGGAA
Messenger RNA from Eriocheir sinensis (Chinese mitten crab), 4432 nucleotides. Its product is annotated as dentin sialophosphoprotein-like. Gene Ontology annotation, biological process: signal transduction. Gene Ontology annotation, cellular component: membrane. The record is from RefSeq and is a predicted model, not a curated record. Lineage: Eukaryota; Metazoa; Arthropoda; Malacostraca; Decapoda; Varunidae.